UUUAACCUAUACAAAUCAUUGGCCAAUGUGAACACAUGAGAGAGAGAGAGUGUAUGCACACACAGAUACAGAAUAGUGAGAACAGAAUACAGAUCCAUUCCAUUCCAAAUACUUGCCUCUUUGUUUUCUUUUAUUUACCUGCUCCUUCUUGUUGUUGCUGCUACAUUUAGGCGCAUUUUAGCAUCUAACCACCAAACCAAACCCUAAAAAAGCAUUAUCCUCUCUCCUUCUUUGUUCUUUGCCUUUUUUCUUUUCUCUUUCCCUCUUCAACAAUAAUAAUGGCAAUCAUUUCCGUUUUCAUUUUCUUUUCCCUCUGAAAACACACCCUCUUUACAGAUCCUGUUGUUUCUCUCUCUCUCUCUCUCACACACACACACAAUUUGUUUUCUUUCUUUGUAGCUGCCAAAACAAUUUGCUCAACAUAAAGAGAGAGAGAAAGAGACUACCAAAGGUUUCAGUUUUAGAUCUGAGGGAGCUAAGGUUGUUUGAAGCAAUGGAGACACCCCAUGUCUCUUGGUCUUUCACAUGAGAUGAAAGUUUCUUGCUUUCUUCUUCUUUGACCCUUUUAGUCUUUAUUCUUCUACUACUACCUUACUUGGUAACUUUCAUAAAUUAGCACUAAGAGCGUCUCAGAUUUUGGUAACAAUGCUGGCCAUUGGGGCACAUGGCACUAGUAUCCGCACAAGCUCUACUUGCACUGCUUUGCUCAGAGAACUUGAGCAAAUAUGGAACGAUAUUGGGGAGACCGAAGUGGAGAAAGAUCGAAUGUUGAUGGAGCUGGAGAGGGAAUGCUUAGAAGUAUACAGGAGAAAGGUUGAUGAGGCUGCUAACACCAAAGCACGCUUUCAUCAAACAGUUGCCGCCAAGGAAGCAGAGCUUGCUACACUGAUGGCUGCACUUGGAGAACAUGAUAUUCAUUCACCGAUUAAGAUGGAGAAGAGAUCAGCAUCCCUGAAGCAGAAACUUGCGUCCAUCACACCUUUGGUUGAAGAACUGAAGAAGAAAAAAGAUGAAAGAUUGAAGCAAUUUGAAGAUGUAAAGACUCAAAUAGAAAAGAUAAGUGGAGAGAUUUUUGGAUUCCAUUCUGUCAAUAAUGCUUUGAGCAGCACAGCAGUUGAGGAUGAACAUGACUUGUCACUUAGAAGACUUAAUGAAUAUCAAACGCAUCUCCGAACACUUCAAAAAGAAAAGUCUGAUCGCCUUCAAAAGGUCUUGCAAUGUGUGAAUGAGGUGCAUUCUCUUUGUAGUGUGCUUGGGUUGGAUUUUGGCCAGACUGUGGGUGAUGUACAUCCAAGUUUGCAUGGGACUCAGGUGGAACAAUCAACUAAUAUUAGCAAUAGCACAUUGGAAGGUCUAGAGCAGGCCAUUCUCAAGUUAAAAAUAGAAAGGAAAACUAGAAUUCAGAAGCUGAAGGAUGUUGUAUCUAAACUAUUUGAACUUUGGAAUUUGAUGGACUCAUCAAAAGAAGAGAGAAACUGUUUUAUGAAGAUUACUUCUAUUGUUGGAACCUCAGAAUCAGAAAUCACUGAACGAGGUGUUCUUUCAACAGAAAUGAUAGAGAAGGCUUCGGCACAAGUGGACAGGCUUGCCAAACUAAAAGCAAGCAGAAUGAAAGAACUUGUUUUUAAGAAGAGGUCAGAGUUAGAGGAAAUAUGUAAAUUGACUCAUACUGAACCAGAUACAAGUACUACAGCCGAGAAAGCUAGUGCAUUAAUAGAUUCUGGACUGGUGGAUCCUUCUGAGCUAUUAGCCAACAUUGAAGCACAGAUAAUAAAGGCAAAAGAUGAAGCUUUGAGCAGAAAAGAAGUAACAGAUAGGAUUGAUAAGUGGUUUGCUGCGUGUGAAGAGGAGAAUUGGCUUGACGAAUAUAAUCAAGAUGACAACAGAUACUGUGCUGGGCGAGGCGCUCACAUUAAUCUUAAACGUGCAGAACGCGCUAGAAUAACUAUAAGCAAAAUUCCAGCUAUGGUUGACAAUCUUAUAAACAAAACACUAGCCUGGGAAGAUGAAAAGAAGACUCAUUUUCUAUAUGAUGGGGUACGUUUGGUGUCAAUUUUGGACGAUUAUAAACUGGCCAGACAACAGAAAGAGGAAGAUAAGAGACGACAUAGGGACCUUAAGAAGAUGCAAGAUCUACUCCUAAAUCAAAAGGAAGCCAUGUAUGGUUCUAAACCUAGUCCAAGAAAAAAUAACAGCUUUAGAAAGACUAAUAGUUACCGUGCAAAUGGAAAUGGAUCUAUGCCUCCUACACCUCGCCGUAACUCUUUAAGUGGUGGAACGACAUCUGAACUACUGACACCGCGGUCCUACUCUGGCCGUCAGAAUGGAUAUUUUAAGGAAAUGAGAAGAUUGUCUACUGCACCUCUGAACUUUGUGGCUAUAUCUAAGGAAGAUACAAUGUCAUAUGCUUCCCUUUGUGGUUCAGAGCCUGAUUCCCCUCCCCAAGUUUAAAUGAUAAAAAGAAAAAAAAAUGGAAUAGGGUAAAAAAGAUUUUCUUGGGCAGUGGCUGUAAACAUGAUUGAAAGCAGCACAGAACCUUGUGAAUACACGAGAUGGAUUGUACACUAUAUUUGGUUGUAAUAAAGCUGAGAUAUACGUGGACAGUGAUAACUGACAUUUGAGGAUACGAAUUAGGGUGGUCUAUGCUUUGAAGAAACAUUAGCUUUGGGAAGAGUGUUGAUACUGGUAGGGACUCAUUUGUAGAGAGGGUAAACAAAACAGUGGAGAUCGAUCAUACAGUGUUUGACCAUGAUGUAUUUAUUAUGUUUGUGUUCCAUGUGUAUAUAUGUUUUCAUUGUGAUGGUGAUGUAGUAUAAGUAACUAAGAUUAUUUUGAUUCAUAACUGUAGGAGCGUCCAUGCUAUAUACCUCAUGCUCAUUAUUUAUGUUUGUUAUAUGUGAUAAUCCAAGUUCAACUGUUAUGCUCCAA
This is a messenger RNA of Glycine soja, 2928 nucleotides long. Its product is annotated as 65-kDa microtubule-associated protein 6-like. The transcript has 12 exons. Bases 646 to 2451 code for a protein of 601 amino acids. Gene Ontology annotation, cellular component: cytoplasm; spindle. Lineage: Eukaryota; Viridiplantae; Streptophyta; Magnoliopsida; Fabales; Fabaceae. Gene Ontology annotation, molecular function: microtubule binding. Gene Ontology annotation, biological process: microtubule cytoskeleton organization. The record is from RefSeq and is a predicted model, not a curated record.